This is a messenger RNA of Cimex lectularius (bed bug), 4662 nucleotides long. RefSeq lists its product as uncharacterized. The transcript is spliced from 16 exons. The record is from RefSeq and is a predicted model, not a curated record. Bases 156 to 4550 code for a protein of 1464 amino acids. NCBI's taxonomy places the organism in Eukaryota, Metazoa, Arthropoda, Insecta, Hemiptera, Cimicidae.
GAGUUGUGAAGGUUGUAACUGGUUGUAACGUGCAGAACCGUUACUUUGAAUUUGAAAAUAAGAGAAGUUUGUUAAUAAUAAUUAUUAUUACGUGUUGAUUUUUGUGUCUUUGAAGGAUUUACUGUUUGUAUGAUUUGUAAAUUAAAAAUCGCUCAAUGCUCGUUCAGGACGUUUACACGGCUAUCAAGGCCGACAACGUCAAAAGAGCGCUGGAGACGUUCAAGGCUUUGAAGCUAACAAAAGAAAAUAAAUUCUCGACGUACUUUAAUGUUUUGAAAUUGCUGAACGAAUACAUUUAUAAGCAGGCUAAAGAAAAUAUCGUAAAGAAAAAAGGAACUCAGGAAGUUUACGAGUUGACCAAACAUUGCUGUGACGUGCUCAGCACGACUUGGGAAUGCAAGCAGCUUUCUUUUCUUCAAUGUCUUUAUCACAUUCAUAAGUUCUUAAUUGAUGACCAUCCAUUACAAUCCAAAUACUUAUGCGAAUAUUUUUUUAAGAUAAAAAAAGAUAAACAAAUUAAUAAAUGGGAAGAAAAGGAAAACUUGGUGAUAUCUAAUGUAAUUCAUAACUUCCUGUCAAAAAUGAAUGAACUGGUGCUGGAUUCCAAAUCAACAUUUGGCGAUAAAGAGAAUUCGCUGAAAUCGUGGAUUUUGUACGUUAUGGAGCUUAUCGACCUGCAAUUUUAUGAAAAAAUUUUCAGGCUGUUCACUUUUUUAACAAUGAUUUUACCACGCCUUAAAAACAGUCUGACUCAAAACGAGUAUUUGCAUUUUGGCACCUUGACCUGGAAUUUAUUGGCAGAGUGGUUUGAAAAAAUCGCCAUGGAAAAAUCGAACUUUGAAAUCACCGAAAAAGACUUCAUGGCUUUCACAUGUUUAAUAGAUAAUUACAUAGCGUCAUUGGGUAGAGAUUUGAUUAUGCAGUACUCGACAGAACCGCUAACAAAAUGUAUAAAAAGCUUCAAAACCAUUGGAAAAUUGUACUGCGAUAAAUUGAAUAUUGUUGAAAAAGUCAUUAAGCUUUGUAAUGAAAAAGAUGAGGUCGUAAUCGACAGUCUGUUAUUUGAUUUAGUGCACUUGGCCAGUGAGCCUUGGACGGAAAAGGACCGAUAUGUGCUUUAUAUUAUAAUAGAACUUAUCUCUCUACAUAAACAGCAUUUAGCAAAGAACUCUCCGGCAAUCAAAACAAGAUUGGCUCAAGUGGUAAAACUCUCACUUGCUUUGACCAACGUAAGACUUGAAAAUGUAUCUCCUAAAAGGGCACAAAAUUUGAGUAUUGUUGCAGCCUGUACUGGAUUAUACUUUGUCUUUUCGACGGAUCCUAGCAAAGAGUUAUUACUCCAAAUCUAUGAUGAUGUGGCUCACCUUUUUGCAAUUUAUACAACCAUUGCUAAAGAGAUUGAUACAAAUAGUUAUCUAACAUAUGGAGUUGCUACUGCCAACAACACAAUGACUGUGUACAAAAAGCAAAAUCUAUUCCAACAGUGUGCUUUUUUGGUUCGAUUGAUUAUAAGAUUUUAUUUAAAUUUAAGUAAACAACAAGCAGAAGAAGUUUCGGCUUUCAUCAAUGUAUCUCUUAAUAUUCUGACCUGGAGUUUCAGCUUUCUUAAUUUAUGCAUCGAUGCACAAAUGGCACUGAUAGCAAUUGCAAGUGUUCACCCGAAGUUUUCCCCUUUCGUUUUUGAAACCUGGGCCGGGAUGAAAAACUCCAGUUCUAUCAAACUCGACAUGGAGUCAACCGUUGUGACCAUUAUAAAUCAACAUGGUGAAAAUAUUGAAAAAUCUUGGCCUCCCUUUAAAGUUAACAAGGCUGACUUAAACACUCUUCUCUCCUGGGAAAUAAAAGCCUAUUGCAAAUUCAAGAUGACACAUAAAGAACCUGUUCUGGCAGCUUACAAAAUAGCGGCAAAAUUUGUGAAAGACGAAAAGACUCUUGCAUUUAUAUUAUUGUGCGCUGUAGACUCAAUUUCUUGUGGAGAGGCUGUAUCAAACAUGAUUAACUUUGAAAAAUCUUUGUACAAUUUCAUUCAGCGAUUGACUAAGGUGGUUAAUGGUGAAGAUCACAGUUUAGUAAAUGUACUGCUUGGGAACAUACAUUACCAGUUAGUGAGAUGUGAACUUUUAGAGCUGAGGAAGAAGACCGAGAAAGAAGUAGUCUUGCUUGAUGACAACAUGAAAGCAGACAUCCCAAUCCUUCAGGCUGAUCAAGGCGACGACCUGGACAACACAACGUUCGCGCCUGCAUUCUCCUAUCUCCAACUUGACGCACAGGCUGAUAUUUUUGAAAAGAUGGAUCAGGCCAUAGCGUAUUGGGAGAUUUCGUUAGACUCUUUGACUAAUGACAUUAUUACAUCCAGUACCAUGAGAUAUAUAAAAGCAGUGGGCUACUUGUAUAGGUUGUAUAAGUUCAAGGAGAAGGAAUUACAGAUUUGGCAGUUACUAUAUAAAUUUGCAUCUAAACUCUCUUCUUUAAAGUACAAAACAAUUGCAAUUUCUGAAAUGUUGGCUCUCCAGAUUUCGGUAAAGCAAACUUCUAUUGAUAAAAUAAAAUCAGAAUUAGAAAAGUGUUCUGAGUUGACAAAUAAGCAUUAUGUCUGGCAAUUAUUUCAUGUGAAUCUCGCAAGAAAUGCCUACAACAAAGGAAAUGAAGAUCUCUGCUUGGAAAUUUUAAAUAAUCUUGAUAGUAACUUGAUCAAGUAUAAUUUUUUAGUUUAUGUCCAAUACAAAAUUUUAAUUACUAUGGCUAGCCGGUUCACUAACAACAAUGAGUUUCAAGAACCUUUUGUAUAUUCGGUAGUCAAGCUUUUUGAAAAUAUGCUUUAUUUGGUGAAGUUCGGAUUGUGGAAUUCUUUCAACGAACUUUGUGUCCUCCACUGGUUGUUGCUGGAAACAUCGUAUUUCCUUGGCUCUUUGUACAUCCAUGCCAAUUACGUCAGACAAGCACGCUGUUACACAAAGAGCCAACUGACAGUCGCACAAAGACUUGCCCUGCCUUUGAGAGUAUGUGAUCUUCUUUUAGUUCUCGGACAAGUAGAACUUAAAUGCGGUAACACCAUCGAGUGUGAUUUAAUCCUGAAAGGAAUUGAAACAAUACUCGAAUUUAAACAAAUCGAUUGUGAAAUGGAGGGUCAAAUUAGAGCGUCAUCACCUAGGCUUACGGAAAAAAUCCACUCCAACCCUCAUUUCCUUUCUUCAGAGUUUCACCAUUUAUGUCUUUAUUGCAACAGCAUUGACUAUAAAACUCAAGCUUUAAAUGCUGUCACUCUCAGAGCAACACAUCUAGUUUCCAAAGGGUUUUACAGAAGUGCAAAAGCAGUCUUCAAUAUUGGUCACAAGAUAAUAAAUUAUUUGGAUCAAAAAAGUACUGAACCUGAUGAAUUGUUCUCCUUACUGCAUAUCAGCAAGGUUCAAUUUUAUUCUGCUUUUUGUUGGGCUUAUACAAUCUGGGAAGAGUAUGACAAUGCACUCAAAUACAAUUCCAUUUGCUUAGAAGCCUUACUUAAUGCAAAUUCUGAAUGUGAAGAUCUUAGGUUAUCCAUCCUCAGCCAGAAAAACAGCAUCAUAUGGAAAAAAGAGGCCACUGGGGACAGAGUAGAACAAGUAAAUCCAAGAAGGAGAUUCCAAAAUAAACCAGUGGGAGACAAGACGCCAGAAAAUCCCGAGUCCUUUGUAAAUAUAAAUAGAAAUACUAAAACUGUUAAAAGUUUCAUCACCCCAAGGCCGAUUCGCCGUAAAAAAUUGGAUAUGGAUAGUUUAGAUGGAGAUGAGUUUUUAACACCUUUCAGUUCCAGUGAUACACAGGAGAAUGAAGAUGGUUUAGUAUCAAAGUCAAAAACAUUAAGACCAAGGCAGUUGAUUUCAUCUCAACAUGAAGCUAGGCCUAGUCAAAACAGACAGAACAAUUUUGCAGUGAAAGCAAAUACAGAAAAAAAGAACUUAAAAGUAGGCCUAAAUCAGCAUGGAUCUUCUGUCAAGCCUGCAGUAGCGAUUAAAGUUUAUUGUGAUGACGAUGACAAUAACAAAAAAGUGAAAACAAGUAAAAAAUUAACAGCCAAGAAAAAUAUACUUGCAGUACCUUCUACUUCUAAGAAGUUGGCUAAGAAAAAUACUGAAUAUAAACAUAACUCUGGUGCUAGGAAACUUAUUUUUAACGUCGAUGAUAACAAUUCCGAUGAUGAUAUUGAACUGAUUUCAGUACAAAGGAGAGUAAAACCGCACGAGAAUCCCAAAGUGUUGAAAUUUGUUGAUUUAACUGAAGAUACGGUAAUCGAAGAAAAGAAAAAUGACAGCAAAAGUCAGUCAGAAAAUAAUGCUAAUCAGACUAAAGACAGUAAUCAAGAGGGAAAGAACAGCUUAGAAGAAAUUUCAAUUAUUGAAAGGACACCACCUAAGUUGACCAAUAAAUCCAGGCCUAAAAUCAUUCUCACCCCCCAAAUAAUCUCAGACCAGUUCGCCAGAUUGACAGUAAGCACAACUAAAGCGAAAAAGGCGCCUGGGAAAUCAAGUGAAAGGAAACCAAUGUCCAAAAUGCAAAGUCGGCGGUUAUUUUAAUACGAGUGCCAAGUCUACAAGGAACUGGAGAUUUUUAUGAAUAAAUAUCUUUUAAAUUGUAAUUUUCAUUCAAUUUUAGUAAAUUGUGCACAUAGUAUCUGUAUGAAAUGAU